AUGAAGCACACUAUUAUAGCAUUUUUUGUGUUGCUUAUAAUUUCAUGUGCAAAUUGUGGUCAAAUCCAUGAAAAUUUUAUUGAGUGCAUGUCAACUCAAUUCAAUGCCUAUACUAAAUCUUUUGAUAUCAUCUUCACUCCUGAUUCUCCUCUUUAUUCAUCUCUAUUGCGAUCAACUCAGCAAAAUUUGAGAUGGGUAAACUCCACCAGAUCAAAUAAUAAGCCUCUUCUCAUCAUCACACCAUUCCAUGAAUCUGAAAUCCAAGCAUCCAUACUUUGCAGUCAAAAGCUUGGCUUACAAGUUAGGGUUAGAAGUGGUGGCCAUGACUAUGAAGGCUUAUCUUAUCAGUGUCGGACACCAUUUCUCAUUAUCGAUCUCUUUAAUCUUCGAGCGAUAGAAGUUGAUCUCGAAGAUGAAACAGCUUGGGUGCAGUCUGGAGCGACCCUGGGUGAACUUUACUAUGCUAUUAGCAAGAAAAGUAGAGUUCAUGGAUUCCCAGCAGGGUUGUGCCCUACUGUUGGAGUUGGCGGACAUAUCAGUGGAGGAGGGUUCGGCACCAUGGUUAGGAAAUAUGGGCUUGCAGCUGAUAACGUUGUUGAUGCUUACUUGAUUGAUGUUAAUGGAAGAAUCCUCGACAGAGAAACAAUGGGAGAAGACGUGUUUUGGGCUAUCAGAGGAGGUGGUGGAGCAAGUUUUGGAGUGAUUCUAUCCUGGAAAAUAACUCUGGUUAAAGUUCCGUCGAAAGUGACUGUUUUCUCCGUUCCGAAAACAGUAGAACAAGGUGGUAUCGAGCUUAUCCAUAAAUGGCAACACAUUGCGGAUAAACUAAAUGAAGAUCUCUUCAUCAGAGUCAUCAUUCAAAACAUUGUAGGUGAUAAGACAACAAAACCAGACACAUUUCAAAUCAUAUUCAACUCGCUAUUUCUCGGCGGAGCCGAUAUAUUACUAAUGAUGGUCAGUUCGAGUUUCCCCGAGUUGGGGCUGAAAGGUGAAGAUUGUACAGAAAUGAGUUGGAUUGAAUCUGCUGUCUAUUUUGCAGGAUACCCAACAGGAAGUCCUAUAGAGGUCUUACUUGACAAGACACAGUUGUACAUAGCAAGCUUCAAAGCGAAAUCCGACUUUGUGACAGAACCUAUACCUGAAGGCGGACUCCAAGGAAUCCGAAAGAGAUUGCUAGAAGAACAGAUAGGAUUCGUGAUAAUGGACCCUUACGGUGGAAGAAUGAAUGAAAUUUCAGAAUCAGAAAUUGCCUUCCCACAUCGGAAAGGUAAUUUGUAUAACAUACAGUACAUGGUGAAGUGGGCAGAGAAUGUAGACAGGGAAACAAAGAGGCAUGUGAAGUGGAUCAGAUCCUUACAUAGGUACAUGGAGCCCUAUGUUUCCAAGUCUCCAAGGGCUGCCUAUCUUAACUACAGGGACCUUGACUUAGGUACCAAUAAAGAUGCUAAUGCAAGCUACCUGGAGGCGAGAGUUUGGGGUUUGAAAUACUUCAAAGGAAAUUUCAAGAGGUUAGUCCAAGUGAAAAGAAAGGUUGAUCCCGACAACUUUUUCAGGAACGAGCAGAGUAUUCCCUCGCAAUUUUCAUAGAUGAAAAUGGAAACAAGAAAAGCUUGGCUCUAACAUAGCAAACACAAGAACCAGCAAACUGAAAAUU
Molecule: messenger RNA, 1654 nt
Organism: Mercurialis annua (annual mercury)
Lineage: Eukaryota; Viridiplantae; Streptophyta; Magnoliopsida; Malpighiales; Euphorbiaceae
Product: berberine bridge enzyme-like 22
Exons: 1
Coding region: 1-1587 (528 amino acids)
Molecular function (GO): oxidoreductase activity; FAD binding
Source: RefSeq, a predicted model, not a curated record